AUGAUCGGUAUCACCCUGCUUCUUGCCGCAACCUUCGCUGGUGUUGGCACGGCCUGCUCCACGCCGGGUAACUUUAUAGUCACCUUUUACGGCUAUCCAGACAAUUCUCCUCCUGGACCUGCUACAGCCCACGAUUGCGGAGGCCGGAAUUACGUUGCUGGAGGCUCCGGCACCUACGAUGAUCCGGUCACAAUCGCCACUGCACCUGGCGAGCUGAAUGUCUGCGAGAUUGUGUAUAUUCCGCUUCUCACUAAAUAUGGUCGUUACGAGGACGACUGUGCCCAGUGCACCAAAUCUUGUGCUGACCGGCCUGAAGCUACCGACUACAACAACGGGGAAUCUCACAUCGACAUCUGGACCGGAUCACCUGACACCAAUGGCGGCCAGAAUCAGAUUGAUUGCGAGAACAAUCUCACCUUUGGCGGCCGCUACAGUAUCGUGCGCAACCCGCCCACUAAUUACGGCGUGAACACUACACCUCUCUUUGUGGCUCCGAACACCUGCAAUACGCAGAACGUCUACCCUGACAACGAGGCCCAUUGCUAG
Molecule: messenger RNA, 546 nt
Organism: Penicillium bovifimosum
Lineage: Eukaryota; Fungi; Ascomycota; Eurotiomycetes; Eurotiales; Aspergillaceae
Exons: 4
Coding region: 1-546 (181 amino acids)
Source: RefSeq, a predicted model, not a curated record